Fusarium proliferatum ET1 is the source of this 351-nucleotide messenger RNA. RefSeq lists its product as uncharacterized. The coding region runs from base 1 to 351 and encodes 116 amino acids. The record is from RefSeq and is a predicted model, not a curated record. Lineage: Eukaryota; Fungi; Ascomycota; Sordariomycetes; Hypocreales; Nectriaceae. The transcript has a single exon.
AUGCUGACAGCUCUUUUUUUAAUCUGGCGUUUGGCUUUCCAUCAUGUGGGAGCUCCUCUAUCGAUUGAUAGAAGAUCGAGCUAUCGACCAAUGGUCAUGGGCGUACGCUGGCUUAUGCCGGCGGAAACUGGCACGAUGGUUAUGACCCUUUCGCUAUCUUGUCGCGAACAUGACGAUCUUGUUGCUAAAAAGAGGGGCACAUAUGUGCGGUACCUUGUUCAAACCCCCAAUGUCGAUGAGAUUGCUGUGACGUAUAAAGUUGCAAACAAUGGGACUUUCGGACGGCCGCCGACGCCUUUCAUCUGUUCGGCACUGUCCGGAGCGGCCCCACUGUGCCGGACCGUCGCCUAA